CGUUGCGUGACAAAAAUAAGAAGACAAAAAUCGUUAAGGAGUGUUAUUCGUUUCAAAUGAAAAUUUCAGCUGUAAUUAAAUACUCUUCUGUGGUUUCUUAUUUUCAUCAAAGUUUGGACAAUUAUUCUAGAUUAAUGAUUUUAAUUUUUCUCAAGUGGACCUUUGGAUAGGGCCUUUGAAUCAAUUAUAUUUAUUACCCUUUAUGCAUUUAUAUCGUAAAAUAAAUGCAUACAGGCAUUGCGUCGAAUAUAUUACGGAUUAUUGCGACAUCACUAUUAAAGAAGAAUUUAAAUGUGAGAGAAUGAAAAUAAUUAAAAUAUUGUGAUCAAAUAUCGAAGAAUGGCAGGAAAUUUUUGGCAGAGCUCUCACCAUCAACAGUGGUUACUUGAUAAACAAGACUUAGUACGUGAACGACAACAUGAUUUAUCUAUUUUAACGGAAGAAGAAUAUCAAAAGCUUUUUAUCUUUUUUUCUAAUCUUAUUCAAGUAUUAGGUGAACAAUUAAAAUUAAGGCAACAAGUAAUUGCAACUGCAACAGUGUAUUUCAAAAGGUUUUAUGCUCGUAACAGUUUAAAAUGUAUCGAUCCUUUAUUAUUAGCUCCAACAUCAGUCUUUUUAGCUUCAAAAGUUGAAGAAUUUGGAGUUAUUUCUAAUACAAGGUUAAUAACAACUUGUCAAACAGUAGUGAAAAACAAAUUUAAUUAUGCAUACUCUCAAGAAUUUCCAUAUCGUACAAAUCAUAUUCUUGAAUGUGAAUUUUAUCUUUUGGAACAUUUAGAUUGUUGUUUAAUCGUAUAUCAACCAUACAGACCUCUUUUAAUUCUUAUUCAAGAUGUAGGGCCAGAUGAUCAAUUAUUAACAUUAGCUUGGCGUAUUAUUAAUGAUAGUUUACGUACAGACGUUUGUCUUCUUUAUCCACCAUAUCAAAUAGCCAUUGGAUGCCUACAGAUUGCAUGUGUAAUAUUACAAAAAGAUCUCAAAUCAUGGUUUGCAGAAUUAAAUGCAGAUAUGGAAAAAAUUCAAGAAAUAGCACGUUAUAUCAUAAAUUUAUAUGAAUUGUGGAAAACGUAUGAUGAAAAGAAGGAGAUACAAGGUUUAUUGUCUAAAAUGCCUAAGCCAAAAGCAGCGCCGCAGCGCUGACAUCUAGUUCCUUCAGCAUCGAAUAUUUGGGAUUGAUGCUAAAACAUUGAUACAUACUGACUAAGUAUUUCUGUGAAGGAUUGAUAACCUUGACAUAAAAUACCGUUUUUAUAUAAAAUUGUACACAUUGUGUGGUACAAAGUUUGAAAUUAUCACUAUCACAUUGGUGUAUUGGUAAGCAUGCAGUCUAAUUACAAUCAUUAUAAAAUAAAUACAAGGGGGCAAAAAAUAAAACUUAAAAUCUUACUGAUCACAGAUGUCAUAUAUAUAAUGGAAAUUACAUUUUUUUUCUUUUCUUUUUUUUUUUUUUUAUAUGACAAAAUUGAUUUACUGUAAAAAUGCAAGAAUAAAAGAAAUAAAAUUCAGUAAUUAUGUACAACUUAGUUUCGUUAUUUUAAGAUAUUUUACACGGUAUUAUUUGUAAAUGUUUUUACUGAAUAAAAAUCUUAGAGUUACAUCGUA
Messenger RNA from Vespa crabro (European hornet), 1602 nucleotides. It is a transcript of the gene CycC, whose product is annotated as cyclin-C. Gene Ontology annotation, biological process: positive regulation of transcription by RNA polymerase II. Gene Ontology annotation, cellular component: mediator complex; nucleus. Lineage: Eukaryota; Metazoa; Arthropoda; Insecta; Hymenoptera; Vespidae. The coding region runs from base 340 to 1140 and encodes 266 amino acids. The transcript is spliced from 6 exons. Gene Ontology annotation, molecular function: cyclin-dependent protein serine/threonine kinase regulator activity. The record is from RefSeq and is a predicted model, not a curated record.